CAAACUCCACUUUGCUUGUCCCGCCAAUGGAAGCACAUAGAAAAUCGAAAUUCUAAGAUAUCAACACUCGUUCAGAUUUUCUCUCGAGACAAAACCCCUUUUUUGUCGUUCGUGUCUUUACUCCUCAGCUUCGGAGCUCUUAAAGCUACUUCAAUGGCUAUAUCGCAAGCUUCCGUUUCGAAACCCAUCUCGUCGCCUAACAAGGAGAAGAAGAAGGAUAAGGAGGAGAAUCCUAAUCUUAAUCUUAAUCUUAAUCUUAAUCUUAAUCAAUCUCAUGCAGAAUCAGAUGCUGGACAGAGCCAACAAGAGGCACCACCAUUGCCUUCUCAAUCUCCUUGUUCUUCGCCGUCAAAGCGCAGAAAAUGUCCUGGAAUUCGAGUUAUCGGGGGCCGAAUCUACGAUUCCGAGAAUGGAAAGAGUUGUCAUCAGUGCCGGCAAAAAACUAUGGAUUUUUCGUCGGCUUGUAAGAAUCUGAAGAAUGGCAAGCUUUGCACCAUUAAGUUCUGCCACAAGUGUCUCCUGAACAGAUACGGUGAGAAGGCUGAGGAGACGGCGGUGUCGGAUGACUGGAAAUGUCCCAAGUGUAGAGGCAUCUGUAACUGUAGUUUUUGCAUGAAGAAAAGAGGUCAUAUGCCUACUGGUAUACUGGUACACACUGCCAAGAAAACUGGGUUUUCCAAUGUUUCGGAAAUGCUCCAUGUCACAGGCCCUGAAAUUUUGGGCUUGGAGCGAACUUUUAAACAUGAAGGUGCUUCUCCAAAUAAGAAAACUUAUAAAGAUGUGGGUGCUUGUCCAAAUGAGCAGACUGUUUCAAGCAAGGAGUCUGUGGCCACUCCAACAAGAAAGCUCAGAAAGGAAAACUCUUUUGAUGCUAAAGAUGAUUCAAACCUGCAACCUAUGGCUGCAACGUUGGAUGGUGAAGGCAACAAGGUAGAAGAAAAAAAGCGGAAGAGGUUAAGCCAGAAGGACAACACUGGUGAAGGAAGCACUAGUGUUGUUUCUCCAAAUCAGAAGACCGCAUCAAACAAGGAGCCUGUGGCAGUUCCAACAAGAAAAUGUGGCAAGAACAACUUUUCUAAUGGAAAAAAUGAUUCAAAUUUGUGCCCCAUGCCUUCAACCUUGGAUGGUGAGGUUAACAUAGCAAGAGGAAGCAUGCGGAAGAAGUUGAGACAAAAGGACAAUGCUGGUGAAGGCAGCGCUAGUGGUAAUGCUUUAUUGAAAAAGAAGAGCUCUAAGGUGUCUCGGAUUUCUGAGGAAAACUCUAUGAAGCCAAUAAAAAACGAAGAGAAUAGAAGUGGAAGUAAUGAUGAACCCCCAAACGAGGUGACUUCUGAGUUGCAGAUUCCUGAGAAGACCUCUCGGGCUCAGAGAAAGAAAGCAGGGAAAAAAGAUGAAAGGGAUAGCUUGUUACCAGCUUACAAUGAGAUAGGGGUUCCAUAUAGGAAUAUGGAUAAUGCCACAACCAAGCCCAAGCGGGUGAUCAAAACUCAAAAUGUUGCGAAGAAUGCCACGACAACCCAUAAUUCUGAUGUUGAUAUCCAGUUGCCUCAGGGUGCUGAUCUAACAACUGUAGCAGGAAUUGAUUUAGAUGCUGAGGAUGUUGGACAUGCUUUGCAAUUCCUAGAAUUCUGUGCUGCUUUUGGGAAGGUUCUUAAUUUGAAGAAAGGACAGCCUGAAUCAAUUCUUCGGGAAUUGCUUUGUGGUCGCAGAGAGCGUUGCAGUGAGCGUAUAAUUGAUAGAACACAGUAUUCUUCAAAUGUUUGGUUUCACACUUUGCUAUUGGAUUUGAUACAGAAGGACUUGGGAAAAGAAUCUCAUCUGUUAAGUGCAACCAGCAGCAGGGAUUCAUGGUUGAAAGCUCUUGGAGAAUGCAUAUCUGACUCCCGUUGUGCUUUAAAGGAUUUUCCGGCUAACUGUUUUGCUAGGGGUAGGGACAGCUAUGAUAAUCUGGUCUCCUCACAAAAGUUAAGAGUCCUGAAUUUUCUGUGUGAUGAAACUCUUGGCACUAUAAAAUUGAGGAAUUGGAUUGAUGAACAAAAUUCAAAAUUUGUUGAAAGAGAGAAGGAAGCAAAAGAAAAGGUUCUUUCUGCAAAAGAUAAGGAGAAAUGUUUGAAGCGGAAGCUACAGGAUGAGGUGGCCAAGGCCAUCCUGUUAAUAAAUGGUACUCCUCUUUCCAUAUCUGAGCACACGGAUUUGGUGUCAAAAAUUAAAGUUGAAGCAGCUAAAGCUCAUGCAGAGACACGAGAAGCAAUGGGCAUGGUACCUAAGAAGAAACAAAGAUCAGAUGCUAUUAGGACAGAGCCAGUUCUUUUGGAUGGAGAUGGUUGUGUGUAUUGGAAAUUGAGAGGCUAUUCUCGUGAACCAAAUCUGUUGCUUCAAGAUAUUGGGAACUGGGAUUCUGUUGGACCUCAAGAGAAGUGGUAUAGUUAUGAUGUUGAACAAACAGAAAUGGUUGAGAAAUAUAUUUCUUCUUUAAGAACUAAAAGGCUCAGGACAGUUGCAGUUCCUGACACGCUUCAAGCGGGGAGUCGUGAAGGAAGUCUAAAGCAUGAGUCUCCAGAUGAUUCAUCAUCUCCAUCUUCUCCAACAAUGAUGGUUGCAGACAGUGAAGAUGAUCAGGAAAGUUAGCUACUGUUGUGCUUGAUUCAUUGCCCGUCCAUUUUGUAUUUACAAAUGUGUACAUGUUCAUACCUGUUACUAAGUUGGACGACUCAAAGUUCAAGAUGAUGUUGCCUUUUUUGAGUGUGGAUUUUAAACGCCAUUCCAAUUAGUGCCCUCAAUCUUUGGUUUCUCUUGUUCAGAUGUGUAAUGUUCUAAUUCAAAAAUGCCUCCAUAAGCAGCAACAUAUUAUUUAGGCUUUUGUUAGCAUUA
Molecule: messenger RNA, 2871 nt
Organism: Macadamia integrifolia
Lineage: Eukaryota; Viridiplantae; Streptophyta; Magnoliopsida; Proteales; Proteaceae
Exons: 14
Coding region: 154-2628 (824 amino acids)
Biological process (GO): regulation of DNA-templated transcription
Cellular component (GO): nucleus
Source: RefSeq, a predicted model, not a curated record